Alosa sapidissima (American shad) is the source of this 1595-nucleotide messenger RNA. Its product is annotated as trichohyalin-like. NCBI's taxonomy places the organism in Eukaryota, Metazoa, Chordata, Actinopteri, Clupeiformes, Clupeidae. The annotation marks the transcript as partial. The transcript is spliced from 3 exons. The record is from RefSeq and is a predicted model, not a curated record.
CACACACACACACACACACACACAGUUGUAGUGACCAAGUGCAAGGCGAUGAGAGCAUGAGCAUGUGGAACACACACAUACACACACAGGGUUGUAGUGACCCACUACACACACACACACACACACACACACACACACGCACGCACACACACACACACACAUACAUACAGUACACACACAGACACACACACACACACACACUCACAGACAGUUGUAUUGACCUAAGUGAUGAGACCAUGAGCAUGUGUUCUCAUGAAUGUACACACACACACACACAUACACACUUUUACACACACACACACACACACAUACACACAAUACAUGUUCUUGUGCGAUCAGACUAAGUUGUCUCAGUUUUGUAUUGCUCUGAUUGAGAUAGAAGAUGUUUUAAAGCAUUUUUCUGUGCUUAGCACUCAUCUCUCUACUCUGGUAUUACAGGGCUGACGGAGAUCACUGCUGCAGAGAGGAAGAAAAUGGAGGAAUCUGUCCAGUCUCUGGCUCUCCCUGCAUGGCUGAAGGCAACUGAUGAGUUAAUGGAGAAAAACAGACAACUGGAGGAAAACAAGGAGACAAUGGAGGAGAAAGACUUGGAAAUGGAGAAGAUGAACCUGCAGUUAGAGGAGAAGAACAGAGAGAUGGAGGAGAAGAUGAACCUGCAGUUAGAGGAGAAGAACAGAGAGAUGGAGAAGAUGAACCUGCAGCUAGAGGAGAAGAACAGAGAGAUGGAGAAGAUGAAUCUGCAGUUAGAGGAGAAGAACAGAGAGAUGGAGAAGAUGAACCUGCAGCUAGAGGACAAGAACAGAGAGAUGGAGAAGAUGAACCUGCAGCUAGAGGAGAAGAACAGAGAGAUAACUGAGAGAAACAAAAAUCUAGAAGAGGGCAGGAAGGCUCUUCAGGAGAAAGACAAACAACUGAAAGAUAAAGAUGUGGAAAUGGAGGAGAGGAAAAGACUUGUACAUGAGAGAGACAAACAGAUAGAAGAGAGAGAAAACAAAAUCAAGGAGAGAGACAAGAGGAUAGAGGAGAGUGAGAACAACUCCCAGGAGAAAACCAAACAAUUAGAGAUGAAAGACAAACUACUGGAGGGAAAGGACUUGCAGAUUAAAGAUGGAGAAAAUAAUCUCAAGGAGAAGAUGCAACUUCUGGAGGAGAACAAAAAGAGACUGAUGGAGAGAGAGAAGAUGCUGGAGGACAAGAAAAGAGAGAUGGAGAAGAUGUUAAAACAACUAGAGGAGAACAAGAAAGAGGGGGAGAAGAUGACACAACAGCUAGAAGAGAAGAACAAAGGCAUGGAGAACAUGAACCGACAACUUGAUGAGAAGAAUAAACUCAUCCAUCAAAGAGACACAGAACUGGGGAACAUGACUACACGAGAGAGGGAGAGAGAGAGUUUACUGGAGAACAUGAUUAAACGAGAGAGGGAGAGAGAGAGUCUACUGGAGAACAUGACUAUACGAGAGAGGGAGAGAGAGAGUUUACUGGAGAACAUGACUAAACGAGAGAGGGAGAGAGAGAGUCUACUGGAGAACAUGACCUGUGAGCAGCUGGAGGAGAGAGAUAAACAGCUGGAGGAGGAGAGAGAUAAACAGCUGGAG